UUUGCUUUCAUUGUUGAAAUAGCAGUCGCUCGGAGCAGUUCAUUCAAGUUGUUCAGUGAUUGCCUUAAAGUAGCACAUCCGCCACUCUCUCUCUCUCUCUCUCUCCGCCCGCCCGCUCGCCGUCGCUCAUUCGCUCGCAACGAAACUUCCAGACGGACCAUCUCCGACCCCAGCAAGCAAGUGUGUGCGUGUGCACGAGGAAUAAACGCGUGAAAAUCCCGUCAGCUCCCCCCGCCCCAUAAAGCACGGUUAGUAGUGUGCUUGUGGUACCACCAACGCCAACGCCACCAGGAAAAUCCAGCCGCGCUAAGCGAAGCGUUACUUUUCUUCACUUGUGUCUAUUUUGUUUAUCGUAUGUCCAUCCAGAAUCUUAAUACAUUUGACCCAUUUGCUGAUGCAAUAAAGGGUGCAGACUACGAUGUGCAGGACGGUCUCGUGCACAUAAGAAUUCAGCAGAGAAAUGGUCGCAAAACGCUAACCACUGUCCAGGGAUUGUCUGCCGAGUACGACCUGAAGAAGAUCGUGCGAGCAUGUAAGAAGGAAUUCGCAUGCAAUGGCACAGUAAUUGAGCAUCCUGAGUACGGCGAGGUACUACAGCUGCAGGGUGACCAGCGGGAGAACAUUUGCCAGUGGUUAACCAAGUCCGGUCUCGCGAAGCCGGAACAGCUGAAGGUGCACGGUUUCUAAGCCAAGCACCCUACGCGCCCACCACCAGCAUCAAAAUCAUCAUCAUUACUACCGCGCCACCGCGUGUACGUGUGUUGUGGCGCUUAGGAGGAAGUGUGUGAGUGUGUGAAACAAUAGCUCUUACCCAGCGAGAAUAGGCAGGAAGUGUUGUGAAGUAAGGCGUUUUAGAGCGAAGGGAAAUUCAGGAAGGAAUUAGUGCUUUUUACAGAGUCAUCAAUCCUAGCCAUCGGCGCACUUAUUUUGCAAACUCACUGGAGAAAGCAUCCGUCUACUCGGCGCGUUUCCCCAGUGCAAUCAAUAGUUACACUAUCCUCGGCACCUCCGGAGUGUGUGCAUUGCUUCACCAUUCAACAUCCGUGGGCCCACCAGCGCGUACCCCCCCAAUCUACCCCCGCUUGAAUGAUUGUAAAUUCUCUCACCACAGAUUCUCAACCCGUUUUCUCCUACCACAUGCUCUCGGUAUUGAUCGGUUAAUUGGAUUUAAAUAAGCAGCUUCUUUUAUAUCGUUGUCGUCGCACAUCACGCACAUCUUUUUCUCUCUGGUUCAUAUUGCUUCUCGCAAUGCUUGUUGGGUGCGUAAUUGUGAGUGUAAAAUAUCCCUAAUAACUCUCAUCUCUUCUCCGAAUGAUGGAGUAUUUUUGUUUCUGAUGAAAGAUCCCAAACGUAGGAGCGCCGUCUCCGUUCCUUCGUGCUGCAGCUGGACCGGUGUCCCGCAAAGGGUGCUAACCGCGCAGCGGUUGGCCACCCCGAACGGGCAUGGGCACUCUGCAGCAGCUGCUGUAAGUCCUCCGCAGUGAUGAUGGAGACUUAAAGCGGCAGCCCUACAACAGGGACAAAGGGAGGAGAGAGAGAGAGUUAGAGCGAGCGAGCAAGAGAGGGAGAGAGAGAGGGGUGUAUGUGUGUGUGUGCGUUCGAGGCGCGCGCGUGCCCUCGGGCCAAUGAGUCCGCCGCGUCCGACGAAACACAUUUAACAUCCAACAAAAAGGGCUAAUUAUUGAACGUUAACGACAGACGGGCGCGCGCGGUUUGUGAUGUGUGCGUGUAUGCGCAUCCGGUUUAACAGCAAACACAGCCGCAGCAACAAUAACAGCAACAACAGCAUCAGCAACCAGAGCAUCAGGCCUUCUUUUCCGGCAAGGAAAACACUGUCUUCAGGAGUUUGCAGCGUUAUACACUUUUGUCAUCUUAGAUCGAAAUAAUAAUGUAAAGCAAACAGAUUAAACGAAAAAACAUUAAAAAAAACAAAACAUAGCCAAAUCCAGAAGAUAAAA
Anopheles arabiensis is the source of this 1958-nucleotide messenger RNA. It is a transcript of the gene eIF1, whose product is annotated as eukaryotic translation initiation factor eIF1. The record is from RefSeq and is a predicted model, not a curated record. Gene Ontology annotation, cellular component: eukaryotic 43S preinitiation complex. The transcript has 3 exons. Bases 355 to 687 code for a protein of 110 amino acids. Gene Ontology annotation, biological process: translational initiation. NCBI's taxonomy places the organism in Eukaryota, Metazoa, Arthropoda, Insecta, Diptera, Culicidae. Gene Ontology annotation, molecular function: translation initiation factor activity; ribosomal small subunit binding; RNA binding.